Messenger RNA from Arabidopsis lyrata subsp. lyrata, 1789 nucleotides. Its product is annotated as translation initiation factor eIF-2B subunit epsilon. The record is from RefSeq and is a predicted model, not a curated record. Gene Ontology annotation, molecular function: translation initiation factor activity; guanyl-nucleotide exchange factor activity; translation initiation factor binding. Gene Ontology annotation, cellular component: eukaryotic translation initiation factor 2B complex. Lineage: Eukaryota; Viridiplantae; Streptophyta; Magnoliopsida; Brassicales; Brassicaceae. Gene Ontology annotation, biological process: biosynthetic process.
GAAUAACUAAAACAGAGUUUUUCAAAUUUCCCAAAUGGUACUCGCACCCUGCAGACAUUUUCGAUCAAAUUUUUCAGAGAGAGAGAUAAGAGGAGAUCAUAUAUGGCUGCUCGGAAGAAACGUGCGGCGAAGAGUUCAGAGGAUUCAGAGGAGGAACAGAGUCGUCGUCAACGGUUUCAAGCCAUUCUUCUAGCUGACAACUUCACCACGAAACUUCUUCCCUUAACCUUAGAACGCCCCAAUGUAUUGUUACCGCUAGUGAAUGUUCCCAUGAUCGAUUACACCUUAGCUUGGCUCGAAUCUGCUGGACUAGAAGAAGUUUUCGUCUUUUGCUCGACGCAAGUCAUCGAUUAUCUGAACAACUCUGGAUGGUACUCGCACAAAGACUUUACGGUGAAAACGAUAGAGUCACCGCACAAAUCCACUAGUGCUGGUGAUGCUUUGCGUUAUAUCUAUGAGCAACAGAUUGACACGUCUCAGAUUCAAGAUGACGACUUUGUUCUUGUUAGUGGAGGUAUUGUGAGUAACAUGCCCCUAACGCAGCUGAUUCAAGAACACAGAGAUAGAAAGAAGAAAGAUGAUAAAGCUAUCAUGACUAUGGUUAUCACGGAUCAUCAAUUCUUCAUCGGUGUAAAUCCUUUAACAAAACAACUUCUUUAUUACAAUGAGGACAAGAUCUUCUUGGAUACGUCAUUGAUGGAUCGUAAUCCAUCUGUUUUGCUAUGUAGUGAUAUGCAGGAUUGUUACAUUGACAUAUGUUCUCUUGAGAUGCUUAGUCACUUUGUGGAUAACUGCGAUUACCAACAUCUGCGUUGUGAUUUUGUGGAAGGUGUUCUUGCUGAUGAUAUUACGGGUUUCAAGAUUUUCACUCAUGAGAUCAGCUCGUGUUAUGCUGCUAGGAUUGAAAACUUCCGGAGCUAUGACAUGGUUAGCAAGGAUAUAAUCCAGAGGCGGACAUUCCCGUAUGUACCGGAUAUGAAGUUGAGCGGAAAUUGUUCUCUUAAGCUCGGGAGACAAGGGAGCUAUAAGGCUUCUGAUGCUAUCCGGUCACCAUCUGUUCAUGUUGGAGAUUCCUCUGUCAUUGGACAUGCCAAAAAGAUUGGGAGUGGGGCUAAAAUCUUGAACUCGGAUCAUAUAACACAUUGUGCUGGAGCAAUAUUCUACUCUAUGAUGAAACUAGCAGCUGAUACUCCACAUAGCUCUGAUAUUAACUUGUAUAAAAAUACGGCGAGUAUCAUUACUCGAUGGAAGGGACUUCUUGGGUUCUAUGUAAAGCAAAUUGACGAACAGAUAGAAGUAAUAUCGAGAUUGGAAGAGAUGUGUCAAGAAUCUGCGCAUGAGUUGGGACCUUUGUUUGCUCAUAUAUAUAAUAUUAUUCGUUUUAUGUAUGAGCAAGAGAAUGACAAUUUGCAAGAAGUUGCAAUCUUGAGAUGGGCGGAUGAAAAAGCAGGAGCUGAUGAAUCUGACAAAGUUUAUCUGAAACAAUGCGAGCCAUUCAUAACAUGGCUCAAGGAAACAUCUGAUGAUGAAGAUGACUGAGUUCGUUGGCUUCCAAAUGGAUUGAUAUAUUGAUUAUUUGCAGUUAACAGAUACUUUGUCUUUUAUGUCACUCUUUUUUUUCCAUGUUUAUGUUGUUCUAAUGAUGUAUUUCUUAUCCAUUGACUUACACACUUGUGAUGUAAAUAUAUACAACUUUAUGUUUUUGUAAAUGCAUUAUAGGAAGCUUAUGAAUAAAUUGAAAGAAAAAAGCUUCAUUGAGUGAGAUUUGAUGAUAUCUUAACUAUGUUGC